UCUGUUUCUGCUUGAAGAUUGGGGAGUAUGCGAGAUGUGCAAGAGGGUAGCAAGAGAAAUGGAGUUGAAUUAAAGUAACGGACGGACUUUGACACAAAGGGAGGGGUACUUCAGAUCCAAGGAUAUCUAACUAAACGCAAGAGACGGGGAGAAACCACGAUUAGUUCAAAAUAUUUAAAUUCAAAGCCAACGCACUUGAAAUGAAGCUAUUAAAACCAAGUUGGGUCAGUCACAAUGGGAAACCAAUAUUUUCUGUUGACAUCCAUCCUGAUGGAACAAAGUUUGCCACGGGUGGUCAGGGAGAGGACUCUGGGAAGGUUGUCAUAUGGAACAUGGCCCCAGUGCUCAGAGAGGAGGAUGAGAAGAAGGAGAACAUCCCCAAGAUGCUUUGCCAGAUGGACAAUCACUUAGCCUGUGUGAACUGUGUUCGCUGGUCAAACAACGGGCUUUACCUGGCCUCCGGAGGAGAUGACAAGCUGGUCAUGGUGUGGAAGAGAGCUGCCUUCAUUGGACCGAGUACUGUAUUUGGGUCGAGCAGUAAAUUGGCCAACGUGGAGCAAUGGCGCUGUGUGACUAUACUGAGAAACCACACAGGGGAUGUCAUGGAUGUGGCGUGGUCCCCUCACGACGUGUGGUUAGCCUCCUGCAGUGUGGACAACACCAUUGUGAUCUGGAAUGCCCGCAAAUUCCCAGAGAUAGUGGCGUCGCUGAAGGGCCACACAGGCCUGGUGAAGGGGCUGACGUGGGACCCUGUAGGGAAGUACAUCGCCUCCCAGGCUGACGACCACAGCCUGAAGGUGUGGAGGACCAUGGACUGGCAGCAGGAGACCAACAUCACCAAGCCCUUCAACGAGUGCGGGGGGACCACCCACGUGCUGCGCCUCAGCUGGUCUCCCGACGGACAGUACCUGGUGUCGGCCCACGCUAUGAACAACUCGGGGCCAACCGCUCAGAUCAUUGAGAGGGACGGCUGGAAGACCAACAUGGACUUUGUGGGCCACCGCAAGGCUGUCACUGUUGUGAAAUUCAACCCCAAAAUAUUCAAAAAGAAACAGAGGAAUGGGAGUUCUCCCAAACCCAGCUGUCCCUACUGCUGCUGUGCUGUGGGAAGCAAAGACCGCUCCCUCUCCGUUUGGCUGACGUCUCUGAAGCGCCCUCUAGUGGUCAUCCACGACCUGUUUGAUAAAUCCAUCAUGGACAUCUCAUGGACCUUGAAUGGGCUGGGUAUCUUGGUGUGCUCCAUGGACGGCACAGUGGCGUACCUCAACUUCUCUCAGGACGAGCUCGGGGACCCCCUCAACGAGGAUGAGAAGAAUGCCAUCCACCAGAACAUCUAUGGUAAGAGCCUGGCCAUCACCACGGAGGCCCAGCUCUCCACCACCAUCAUUGAGAACCCGGAGAUGCUCAAAUACCAGCAGGAGAGACAGCGUGCGGAGCAGGCCAACCACAGGAUGGCCCACGAGGCCCAGGCCCACAAGCUCACCAGCGUGGUCAACGGAGAGUCCCUGGAGGACAUCCGCAAGAACCUGUUGAAGAAACAGGUUGAGACAAGGACUGCAGACGGCAGGAGAAGGAUCACUCCUCUCUGCAUCGCCCAGCUCGACACAGGGGAUUUCUCCCCGGCCCUCUUCAACAGCGUACCCAUCCUCCCUGGGUCUUCCAGCCAGCUCACCUCCCAGCUUUCCUCGGACUCCAACACGGCCACCUCCAAUUUGGACCCCCUGUCCACCCCACUGGGGGGCAAGGCCCCAGAUGACGCCAAGGACGGUGUUUCCGGUGCCAUGGCCCAGGCCUCGUCUCUUAACACCACAGCCAUGAAGUCCAACCUGCUCCUAACCUCCUCCACCAAGAUGGAGCCAAUGAAAGCCCUUGACUCCAGGUUCACAGAGAGGUCAAAGGUCAUGCCCGGGGUCACCAUCUCCUCCAUGGCGGGACUCACCCCGCUAGACAGAGUGAAAGACAGCAGCACUUUAAAGGAUCUCAAGGACGAGACGAGCAGCGACAGCGAGGACAAGAUGGCUGUGGUGAAGUCCCUCUCCUUCACCAAGAGGAAAGCCCUCGACGUGGACGGAGGGGACAACCACGUGGAGAAGAGGAAAACCCUCGACAUGGACGGAGGGGACAACCAGGUGGAGAAGAGGAAAAAGGGACGGCCCAGGAAAAUGGACACGAAAAUGAUGACGUCCGUGUCCCACCAACCCUUACAGCAGGCUACCCCUUCAUCAGAGAAGGAGCCUUGUUACGCCACUGCUGUCCCUGUGGCUGUCCUCAAACUGCCCACUCCCACACCGCAGAAAGCAUUUACUCUUCAGGUCAGUUUGGAGCCCCCGGUGUACCUGGAGGUGGAGAAUGAGGUCUCUGUGGUGUCCGGAGCCAAACUCAGCCAGCUGCGCUGUUCCAUGGAGGGCAGGGAGUGGGACACGCUGCUGCCUAGCCGAGUCAUCACUGCAGCGGGCAGCAGUGACGUGGUGGCAGUGGCGUGCGCCGACCGCAUGUUGUCCGUGUUUUCGGCGUGCGGCCGCCGCCUACUACCCUCCAUCCUGCUGUCAGCGCCCAUGUCCGCCCUGCAUUGCUCAGGCUUCUACGUCAUGGCCUUGACCGCCUGCGCCACCCUGUCCGUCUGGGAUGUCCAAAAACAGAGUGCUGUGGUGAAGAAUGAAUCUUUACAGACCAUUUUAUCAGGCACAGAAUGCACUGUGUCCCAGUCCUUACUGACACAGCAGGGGGUCCCAGUCAUUGGCCUCUCCAAUGGGAAGUCUUACUGCUUCAACUCCUCCUUGGAGACAUGGAACCUGAUAGCGGAUAAGCAGGACUCCUUGGUGCAGUGUGCUGACUUCAAGAACUGCAUCUCCUCCCAGGAUGCCCCUGUUUCCCAGGGACCCCUGGCUCUCAUGCAGGGACGCAACCUCAAUGCGGGUCGCCUGGCCUCCAGACUUUCGUCCACCCCCCACCACCUGCAGCAUGGCAUGACCCUGGCCUUCCUGGAGAACCAGCUGGCGUCGGCCCUCACCCUGCGCUCCAGCACAGAGUACCACUACUGGCUGCUCAUCUAUGCACGCUUCCUGGUCACUGAGGGCUCCGAUUAUCGACUACGGGAGCUCUGUAAAGACUUACUGGGACCAGUGCACAAGUCUGCCGGCAGUGCCUGGGAGCCUACAACCCUGGGCCUGCGGAAGAGGGACCUGUUGAGAGAGCUGCUGCCCGUCAUAGGACAGAACCUGCGUUUCCAGAGGCUCUUCACAGAGUACCAGGACCAGCUGGAGCUGCUCGGCAACAAAUAGCACUUCUCAAACUAACUCGCUUACUAACCCACUAUCCUAUCCAGCCCAGCUCCACCCUGGCUGCUGACAGACAUUCCCUCCUCCAGCUCUGGCUCUAUCCAGCCCUCCCUACGCUCUGCUCCGUCUUCACCUCUCUCCACCUGAAGGAAGCACUCACUGUCCCUGGGUGGAGAACCACUGGCACCCGGGUUGUAGAACGCUGAAAACAGCACUGAAUAAUGACAUGAACUGAUUAUGCAUUGUCUCUGUCAAAAAAAUUCCAUGAAUAAUUGAUCGAUUAAUUAUGUUGUUGAUGACGACAAUGAUGAUAAAUAUGUUGAACUGUUAUGGCGAAGGAACUCGGAGCCCCGCUGGAACUGUCAGGAGGAUUCUCCUUCUGGGAAGACGGAGGAAAGCGUAGAGCUGGUUUUGGAUGAGUCACUAGAAGCACAACAGUCCCGUCCCCCUAAACCUCCCCGACUGACUAUGGGUCUCACCAGCCCUGUCCUGUCCUCUCCUGCCCUGGGGUGCAACUAUACAGGGUCAUUUGGGGUCACAAGCUUAAGGCUAAAUGUAAUGUAAAAAGAAAAGCCACAGUAGGAUAGGGGAGAGAUGUUCUACCAUGAAUCACCCUCUUCUGAGCUUAACCCCUCUUCUCUCCUAUCCUCUUUACAGAAUGUGUACAGACUCUUUUCUGUUAGUCAUUUUUAAAUGUUUGUACAAGGCAACUUCUUUUCCAUUUUCUAAAAAAAAUGAGGAGAAAAAAAGCAUACAAAACAGGCAACACUUGUGUUUGAAACGAAAUAAAACUAUCAACAAAU
Coregonus clupeaformis (lake whitefish) is the source of this 4081-nucleotide messenger RNA. Its product is annotated as protein HIRA. Lineage: Eukaryota; Metazoa; Chordata; Actinopteri; Salmoniformes; Salmonidae. Bases 201 to 3281 code for a protein of 1026 amino acids. The transcript is spliced from 25 exons. Gene Ontology annotation, biological process: DNA-templated transcription; regulation of DNA-templated transcription; chromatin remodeling. Gene Ontology annotation, molecular function: nucleosome binding; protein binding. The record is from RefSeq and is a predicted model, not a curated record. Gene Ontology annotation, cellular component: nucleus; HIR complex.